ACCAAUAUCUCAAAGGCGCUCUCGGUAGCUCUGGGGUUGAAAAGUCUCUCAGCGCAUGCCUGGAGUUACAUAGACGCGACCGAUGGUAUUUAGGAGGCACUUUGCUUUUCUGUCUAAAUUUUUGGAAUCACUGCUGAGCGCAAGGCUUCCGAUCUUUCCCCAUCACAGUCACAAAUUCAUUUCCCUAUGUUCCAAGAGCAGCGAUACCCUUCCAGCUCGAUGGCGUUGCAAUUCUCUAGCCAGCGAAUGUCCCGCAGGGACACAACGAUCGACUAUACAAUGCUACCAUCUGAUGAUAUACAUACAGAAACCGCGGCUAGGAAAGGUGUUGUGAACAAAUACAUCACGCUCAAGAAAGUGUUGCCAUCAGAGACUGGAGACGCAUUGAGUUUCAUCCUGCAAGAGGAGAUCAUUGUGGAAAUAGGAGAGACCGACAAUACAAGAGAAGGUCAUGACUGCUCGUGUGCUGACUAUAGCCCGAAAUCCCCAUGCUCUCAUGUAUUCUGGGCCGUAGACCAAAUUUUACGAUCACAGGCUGGACAAAAUACUGCUGUUACCUUGAGCAGUGAUGAAGGAAUACUAAGAGUGUCCGAUUUAUCCGGGCUGACCUUCGAUCCGACGGAAUUUCCACCCGGAAUCGACACGACACAUCUGCAGAAUGUCGGUCAGGAGCAUACGGACUUAAAGCUUCGCUUCAAGGCCACUCUAGAGAGAGAAGAACACAAACUCUAUGUCAUAUUGACAAGACUCAGCAACAGAAAUUAUGUUGAUCUUGAUGUAGUUGGAGUAAGGCCAUGCUCUGCAAGCCACGCGCACGCCGCGAUUUCCGUCUCAGCAUCGAACAUCUUUAGAUCUUACUAUGCUUACGAUGAAUUCCUCCGGUGGAGCGGUGCCCCAAUCAGCGAGAUCAAUGCAGCCGCAGCCAGGGCAACCAAAACAUAUCUGCUCAUGAUAAAAGAGGUGGUGGUGAGAGCGGAUCCGAACGGGCUUAGGCGUGUUGCUUCAACGGCGUACUACAAUGAAGCUGGCGAGGAUUGUUUCUGGUACCAUGUCAACCGGUUUUUCAGACACACACGGGGUCCUGUUGGUAACGACGAAGCUGAGGCUCUGGAGACUCUGCUCACAUUUGUUUUGGGUCCUACUUCGACACACUCUUGGUAUCCAAGACCCACGCCAGCCGAUGAGCAUGUGAUUCAAGCGAUGGAAAGUUGGCUGGGUCGGUGAAUAACUAUGAAUCUUCGGUGCGAAAAUGUAUUUCUCGGUGUAUGGUAGACUUUUAAGGGCAUCACUGUCAAAUAAUUUUUUUUAAAAAAAAAAUUGAUCACAAAUGAACGUGUCCUCUCAUU
Molecule: messenger RNA, 1346 nt
Organism: Verruconis gallopava
Lineage: Eukaryota; Fungi; Ascomycota; Dothideomycetes; Venturiales; Sympoventuriaceae
Exons: 2
Coding region: 187-1224 (345 amino acids)
Molecular function (GO): zinc ion binding
Source: RefSeq, a predicted model, not a curated record